AUGAGAUCCUUUGUCACUUCGGGAGAUGUUCCUAUAGGGUAUACAACGCCGUCGUUCCCGUCGCUUUAUUGGCCCAUUAAUAACAAAAAGUACACUUUGUCAUACUUAUACUAUACCACCGAUAUUUGGAAAUUCACGGUUUUCUGGACAUUGAUACUGUUUGUUGCGUUCUACGCCUCCGCGGGGCUACUCGCCAGUUACUCACAUCGCAAAGUUGCCGGUGGAUUGUGGAUUUUGGCAUUUUACAUUUUUAUAGGUGGUGUCCAGGCGCUGGCGUCGGGAACCGUUGUGGGUUUACUUUUGGCUGUGACAUAUAAAUCAGGACUUUUCGCAAUGUCUACAUGGAUUCCACUUUGUGCUGCCGUCGUUAUGACGUUGUUUACUGUCGAUACCAGUUACAGUAUGAUGGGGUCUCUCAUAUAG
This is a messenger RNA of Lachancea mirantina, 423 nucleotides long. The record is from the annotation of a GenBank genome assembly. NCBI's taxonomy places the organism in Eukaryota, Fungi, Ascomycota, Saccharomycetes, Saccharomycetales, Saccharomycetaceae.